Penicillium subrubescens is the source of this 1292-nucleotide messenger RNA. Its product is annotated as tafazzin. Lineage: Eukaryota; Fungi; Ascomycota; Eurotiomycetes; Eurotiales; Aspergillaceae. The record is from RefSeq and is a predicted model, not a curated record. The coding region runs from base 110 to 1237 and encodes 375 amino acids. Gene Ontology annotation, molecular function: 1-acylglycerophosphocholine O-acyltransferase activity. The transcript has 4 exons. Gene Ontology annotation, cellular component: mitochondrial membrane. Gene Ontology annotation, biological process: inner mitochondrial membrane organization; cardiolipin acyl-chain remodeling.
CCUGUUCUUAGCCAAAGGGGAGACUUUAUAUUCCCAGGCCACUCGCUGCGUGUCCGAGAGUCAACUCUCGUCUAUGGAGGUUUCAUAGAUUCCACUCUUUCCCAACACUAUGGACUCCGGCGCAACAACGGCAGAUUGCCCGUCUCUCCCAUGGCGGGCCAUGUCCAACAUCACUAUGUGGGGGGUGGCCGGGCUGUGUCGCGGAUUCUUGUCGGCAUUGAGUAGUGCGGAGGUUCAUGGUGGUGAGGCCUUCACGGCUUUGCUGGACUCCAGGCAGGACCCGUCGCAAAGGACAAAGGGUUUGAUUACAGUCUCGAACCACAUCAGCGUGAUGGACGAUCCGUUAGUCUGGGGAAUACUUCCCACGCGAUUUUGGAACAAGCGAUGGUCAUUCGGCAGUCAUGAUAUCUGCUUUCAGGGCAGGCCGCUCUCUCUCUUCUUUGCCUUGGGACAGGUCCUCCCGACACACCGUCUGGCGCAUUCCCAGUUCGGCGGUCUAGGCCAACCUGCGAUCACACAGGCGAUUCGACUAUUGUCCAAGGGCCCCUUCCCGGUCGACCAUCACCGUGCCCCGGCCGAGCUCCAGUAUUUUAGCCGUCACAACGUUUGCAUCGAUCCAUUCUCCGACCUCUCUAUCGCAUAUACCACUCAUGGCGAUGAUGCGCAUAUGGCUCCUUCCGCGUUCUCAUGCAACUCACACUCGUGGGUUCACAUCUUUCCCGAGGGCAAGAUCCACCAGGCACCACGUAAGACCAUGCGCUACUUCAAGUGGGGCAUUGCGCGACUCAUUCUCGAGGCGAACGAGUGCCCGGACGUGGUCCCUAUGUGGAUCGAGGGCUUUGACGAUAUCAUGCACGAGAGUCGAGAGUUCCCUCGAUUCCUCCCUCGUCCUGGCAAGAAGGUCAGCGUCACAUUCGGAUCCAAGGUGGACUCCGAGGUGGUCUUUGGGGAGAUGCGAAACCGCUGGCAGAAGCUGAGGGCCAAGGUCGAGAAGAAGGAUGCUGAAUCCCGAGAUCUGCCUUUUGGCGUCUUGAGUGACGAACUGCUGAACAACAAAGAGGCAGUGGAGCUGCGCAAAGAAGUCACCAUGAAGAUCAGGAAUCUUGUUCUUGAUGUACGACGGUCCCGAGGCCUUCCCGAGGAAGACCCGAAGGAAGGUCUCGUCGAGACGUGGCUUGAGGAAGGCCCUCAGCGAGAGGGCCAUAUGAAGGACGAUUCUUGGGUUCGGGAUAUCUGAGCCCGAUUGUACAAUUAUUAUGUGUAAAUAGCGUGUAUAGAUUUCAUGAUAGAGC